Vitis riparia (riverbank grape) is the source of this 855-nucleotide messenger RNA. RefSeq lists its product as uncharacterized. Lineage: Eukaryota; Viridiplantae; Streptophyta; Magnoliopsida; Vitales; Vitaceae. The record is from RefSeq and is a predicted model, not a curated record. The coding region runs from base 1 to 855 and encodes 284 amino acids. The transcript is spliced from 2 exons.
AUGCCACCAAGGAAACCUGCAUCUUCCCAAAACAAUCAAGCUAAUGAUGAUAUACCUCCUCCACUUGAGGCUUUGCCCCCUAUGAGAACUGAAGGGCUUUAUAGAUAUUUAGGGACUUUGGCUAGCUUGGUUGAGCGUCAAGCUAGAGCUAUUGGAAGUAAUAGUCAAGGACAAUCCUCAUCUACUAGGGGUAGCUCCUUUGACGACUUUAAGAAGUUGGGUCCCCCUUACUUUUCUGGUACUUCAGAUCCAACAGAGGUAGAGGCUUGGAUCAUGAAAAUAGAGAAACUCUUUGAUGUCAUUAAUUGUUCCGAGGAGCAAAAAACCUCUUAUGCAGCAUUUAUGUUAGACAAAGAGGCAGACCAUUGGUGGCACAUGACUAAGAGGCUUUUGGAGGAUCAAAGGCCUAUUGUGGGAGAGUUUGUCCGUCUGGAACAGGGAAAUUUGACUGUGGCCCAAUACAAGGCUAAGUUUACCGAACUAUCACAUUUUGCCCCACAGUUGAUUACUACAGAGGAUGAAAAAACAUUAAAGUUUCAGGAUGGACUGAAGCCUUAUCUGAAGAAUAAGAUAUCAAUUAUGAAGCUUAGUGUUUAUUCAAAGGUGGUAGACAGAGCCCUUAUUGCAGAGAAGGAUAAUGAAGAGCUUCACCAGUAUAGGGAACAACAAAGGAAGAGGAAUAGAAAUGAUGGUGCUCAUGGUAACCAAGCACAGAAAAAAUCUGCUCCAAAUAGAAAUCAGAAUAAAGGAAAAACAGCACAAAAUUUAGAUGGGAUUUGUCCUACUUGUGGCAAGAAGCAUGGGGGUAGGCCAUACUAUAGAGAGACAGAAGCUUGUUUUGGUUGUGGAAAAUAG